This is a messenger RNA of Penicillium soppii, 2496 nucleotides long. RefSeq lists its product as uncharacterized. The transcript has a single exon. NCBI's taxonomy places the organism in Eukaryota, Fungi, Ascomycota, Eurotiomycetes, Eurotiales, Aspergillaceae. The record is from RefSeq and is a predicted model, not a curated record. Bases 1 to 2496 code for a protein of 831 amino acids.
AUGCGCCCGGCGCUUCUACGACUGUUGAAGAGGCCGUCCGCCGUCUCGAUCCUUGACACCCUCGCAGCUACACCGGUCGGAAUCGAACAAUUGGAGUCGAAGUAUAGGUGUUUACGAUGCAGUUCACGGAGCGCCAAACAAGAAUUACCGGAUGAACAUAGAAACAGUCCUGCACGACAUACCCUUGAAAAUCCAAACCGAGGGAAACGGCCAUUCAGCUUUCCCAUCUAUGAUAUCGAGGAAGCAAGUGAGCGGUCAAUCUCUGCGCACACGGAUGUCGCGGAGGAUCAGACGUCUCUCAACACCGCACAAUGCUCUACCAAAGCCCUCGCACUUCGACCGGACAGGCUUGAAUUCGAAUCGGACGUCGGACACCUCAACAACAUUGGAACGCGAUUGGUGGACAGUUCGGAUAACCGAUACAAUCUGGACUUGUGGGAGGAGCUUCUUCGGUAUCGACAGCGCCAUUACGGUGACAAUGGCACGCUUGACAUAUGGGAAGGGCUCACCAUCCGCGUGGAUGGAGUCCGGCUUCCAAUCGACGGAGAACAAGCAGAUUUCUUCUGGCAGAGCUUUGUGGACUUAGGAUUGAGGCGAAGGCUGUUCCUUAAAGAUGUUUUUGAAUAUGCCGUCAAUCUCCUGGAGAAAUCCAACAGCCAAUGGCCGGGGCUGUAUGAGCGUAUCGUUGGUGGGCUUCUUGAACAGGGCGCGCCGAAUCGCGCGGUUGAGUGGCACAAGAAGCUUCAGGACUCUCAACUGGCAAGCCCAAAUGACGCACUAAAAAUAUUACCCUCGGCGCUCCGUCUAUCGUCUCUUCCGGCUGGCACGGAAUUUACAACCUCGGUCGACCUCGAGUUCUUGUCCUUACCACCGGGAUUGAAGGCAUUCCAGGCCAUAUGCUCCGCAGUCCCCGGACAUCAGUUCUAUGGACCAGUCAUUGCAAUGCUUAUGCAUCAGGGCCAUGGAGAGGCAGCAAUUUUGAUGCACUAUUUCCUCGCGAAGCGUCAGGAUCAUCCACAAACGCCUGAUGAUAUACAACCCUUGCUGGACUACGUUGAGAAGUUCGGUCUACGGACAGAGUUCAAUCGGCUCCGCGGUUAUGUCAAAAAGCGAUUUGAUACACAAGCCUCGAUUGACCAACCUGGUCCGAAGCCCUUGGCCCAAAGAGGAGAGAAAGGCCAAGACGAAAAACCUUUCAAAGACGACCUCGGGGCCAAACUGUUUGCCACUCGGGCUCUCAACUUCGAUAUGGUUGUAGGUGGUCUGAAGAUGCUUGGUGUAUCAGAGAUCGGUCCCCGGACCUUGCGCGAGCUGGCCACCAGAACCAACGGUAAUCAGGAUCUACUGGACAAGCUCAAAAUCCUCAAGCAGUCUGGAAUAUCCGUUGGAAACACCGUGUUCUCUCGCCUGAUCCAAAAGCUUGCCGCCCAAAAUCGGGACAUUCUCCUCUCAGACAUUCUGCGCAGCGACCAACACCCUGAUAUUCUCGAAGACAGGCGCACCCAGGAGUCAAUGUUAUAUUCUUACUACAUGGCUCGGGAUUGGCGUUUGUACAAUAUGACUUUAGCCAUAUUAACUGAACUAUACCCAGGUGCACCUGAUCUCUACGAUAUUCAUUUCAGGAAGCACAUCGCAGCCUGGGAACUUGGCUCCGCAUGCAAGGUUGCCGACGAGCUAGCCCUACAGAACCGGACAUUGGGUGAAGAGAGCGUGGAUUUCAUGGCCGAGCAGGUCCUCACCCCUCGCCGAAUGAACCAUCGCCCGCCGCCAGGCCAACGUCUCUCCGCCGUCGAGGAAGUGGUCUUCAUGUUCAAGAUUCUCAAGCGCGUGGUUCCCGCAGGAGGCUAUGUUAGCGCGGCAUUCUGGGUAGAGAUGCUCAAGCGUCUCGGCAUGGCCGAUGCAUGGGCAGACUGGGACAAACUUGAACAAUGCUGCCGCUGGCUCGUUAGCCAAUACGCAGACAACGAUAAAGAACCGCGGGCGCAUAUCUCGCCCAAAGUCGAGGCCUCUACGCAAACGAACGGUCGCGACCGACGAAUGCUUGACCUAGUCUUCACCCCACAAAUGCAAGCCGCCAUCGUCUCCUGGGGUUUCAUGUUCCGCGUGCUUGACACCACCGCGUCGAGAUUCGCCAUUCCUCAUCCUAAGAAUUCCGGCGAGAAACUCAUUCCCUGGGUUCGGGGUCUCAUUCUACUCCGAGAACUCGAACAAUCAGGCCUCCGCCUUGACAAGCGUUUAAUUUCCCAAGCUGUACGACACCGACUUGCCAUGCUCUACAGCCACCACGUUGUUUCGGCGCGACGCAUGAACCGCAUGCUGCGACGUCGGAAUCCAUACCAUCUACAACAAGUGAUGAAUGAUGUAUUCCAGGCCUGGGGCGACGCAUCUCUUUUCGAUGGCAUGGAGCAGAAUCUGGCGCAGUUAGUCAAUCCGCCUCGGUCGGCUAGGUCGAAGAAGCGGGCUCCGGGGAUACGUUUGUCACGGAAAGGAUUAUAA